UCGGGUCAUCCUCACGCGGAAGUAUGCCUGUGACAUGAGAGUCAUUCGGCUCCUCUCUGAGCGUGGCUAGGCAACAGUCCCACGCGGGUCAUUAAACAGCUGCGUGAGAACCACAGCGAGGAGUGGCUCCAACGUAUAUGGCCCGCGUGGUACACCACCCAAUGCGUGGACUUCCUCAAACGUCCCGGGGUGUUGCAAAUAAAGUUCCAGGAACCCCCAGAGCCCACAGUGGUGCCAAGCUGCAAGUGGCUGCUCACCGUUUACAGCCAAGACAUCCUGACAAGGCUGGAUCAUGAAAUCCAUGCAAGGAUAACAUGUGGAUGUGGAUAUGGUUCAGUCUUGAAGAUGGAUUCCACUUAAAAGAUCACCAAGAAGCUGGCUGGGACGGCAAGGGGAACGGGACUCUGUCUUACCUCUGUUGGCAAUGAGUUUGGUCAGGUGCUCAUGAGUGUGCUGACAGCACAGGAAGGAGCAGGACUGGACAAGAUGGUUGAUGGUCUGGUAAAAAGGUACCAGCAGGCUGGUGUGGAUCCACCUACUGUUUUGUACGUGGACUGUGGCUGCUGCACUGAUGUGGGUGAGACCAAGCUAAAAACCAGAUUCAGAGGUUGGCCUGAUCUCAUGAUUCGCUUGGACAUCUGGCAUUAUAUGCGCAGGAUCGCCAUGGGGUGUACAACUGAUGCCCAUCAGCUGUAUCCCAUCUUCAUGUCACGGCUGUCAGCGUGCAUUUUUGAGUGGGAUGCGGCUGAUAUUUCUAUGCUUCGCAAAGCAAAGAGAGAGCAGUUGUUAUCCCAGGGCUGGCCUGCGCUGACAGAUGAAGAUGUCAACAAGCAUCUCACCAGGGAGGAGCUAGCACUGCAUUGCCGGAGGAGGACCUGUGGAGAGGAGACUACCAUCCUUCUCCUUGAGCGGCUGCUUACAGAGCUCCUGAGCAGUAAGGGCAAAGACUCCCUGGGUGUUCCUCUCCUGGACCGAGAAAGAAUGGAGCACAUCUGGAAUGUCCAGAAGAAGCAUGUGAAAUGCAUUCAAGACCCCCCUGGUGUUGUGCUCUACACAGAGACAGGGACCCUAAACAAGGGAGGCGUGCUUCUGAAGACAUACAGAAGUGCCAGAGGCUCCACUUCUCUCGAGUCCUUUCAUUUACACCUGAACCGUUUCAUCCCAGGGGCCAGUGCAAACAGUCUGAAUUUUCAGAUUUAUCUGCUGGAGGGUCUACACCGGUGGAACCAGGACCGGGAGGCUGCUUCCCUGUCAUCGGAGCCAUCAGCUUUGCGCAGCUACACAGGAGAACUUGUUCACUGUGUAAACGGCAAUUACGGAAAGCUGUUUGGCAGGAAAGUGGUCCCCACGUUUUGUCCCCCUGCAUGUUACACCGGUGAGCUCAUUGGAGUGCAGUAUCUGUUCCAGCAGACUGGUCAGGUACUGCAGGACAUGAAUCCAGACUCUGAGCAGACAGCAGAGCUCAUUGAGGACCUCAGUGUGGAGGAGCGAGAUGAAGAUGAGGGCUACUGUGACAUCAGCGAGGAUCACACAAUAGCAGAUCCGGAGGCUGUACUGUCACCACCACCCUCUUCCACACUGACACUGGGUUCUUCCACCCUGGUCGCCAGCAGUGCCACACAUGUACUGGGCAGGGCUCCACAUCCCCUUCACUGGUCCCUGACCCCAAACUUGGCCUCACACAGUCUCCUUCAUCACCUGGACCCUCAGGGACUGCCGUCACACCUGUUCUCUCUGAAACAUCUGUUUCAACUCUCCCCUCAGAUCCAGAGGUGCCAAUGGUCCAGGGUCUGCAAAUGAUCCAGGGCAUCCCAAUGGUCCAGGGGAUGCAAAUGACACAGCCACUGCUACAGCCAACAGCUGUACAGGGCACCCGCUUACCCGCCCAAGAGACCCUACAGGAGAACCGUAGAGGCCAACACUUGUAAAAAAUGCGGGCAAACGUUUAAAACAAGUGCAACAGGACAUAGCCAGUACAGGGGCCGGGUGUACUGUCCACAGACUGAGACAGUAACAAAGGAGGUGUGGUGUAGAUAUUUUUUAUGUAUAUAGCAUCAUGUAUAUAGUGUGAACAGUUGUUUAAAUAGCUAAUACUUGUGUUGAAUAAUUUUUAAUUUUGUUUUUAACAUUAUUUAACAUUUUAACUAUUUAUUACUUGCUUUUGAAAACCUAUUUCACUUUUCAUUUUAUUUAUUUAUUUAUUUAUUUUAAAAAUAUUUUAUUUAACAUUUUAAUAUUCAUUACUGUUGGCAUGAUUGGAAAAUAAAAACGAAUUGGCAAGUGA
This is a messenger RNA of Pimephales promelas (fathead minnow), 2284 nucleotides long. RefSeq lists its product as uncharacterized. Lineage: Eukaryota; Metazoa; Chordata; Actinopteri; Cypriniformes; Leuciscidae. The record is from RefSeq and is a predicted model, not a curated record.